This is a messenger RNA of Penicillium longicatenatum, 885 nucleotides long. RefSeq lists its product as uncharacterized. Lineage: Eukaryota; Fungi; Ascomycota; Eurotiomycetes; Eurotiales; Aspergillaceae. The record is from RefSeq and is a predicted model, not a curated record. The transcript is spliced from 2 exons. The coding region runs from base 1 to 885 and encodes 294 amino acids.
AUGGCUGACAUAACUCCCCAAAUGCUGGACGAUAUCCUCCUGGAUACUUUUGACAAUCUUGUCAGUCUGCAAGAAAAGGUUAGGGAGUCGAGGGCCAGACUAUCUAUCUCUAUGGCUAAGGACGAAGCACACUCGAAGCCCAAGAGCGAUGAUUCUGAUGGCAUCGUAGACGAUGUAUCUGGCAACCUUCCGGACCAUGACCAUGACCAUGACUCUGACUCUGACUCUGGAGAUGAAUCUGAGGACGAUUAUGCAAACAAAGACAAUGACCACAAAAUAUUGCUGAACGAUGACAAAAUCCCUUGGAAAAUUUCCAUUUAUCCGCCCCCAUACAGAAAUCUCAAGAGGCUGGUGGCCUGGCAGAUCGAGAGGCAUAUUCAAUGGACCGACGACGAGGACUGGGAUGAUCAUGUCAACUUCAGUGAUUGUCCGUUCAAAGACAAGAAAUUCUUUUACUCGGCUUUUCAUAUGCGCACAGCUAAGGAUUUGAAGAAAGGAAAGCCAUUCAAGGACGGAAAUUUGGGAAUCGUCCUUGCACGUACCUGCUUUUAUCAUGGAACUAUGGACGAGGAUUCUGAUGAAAAACUCAGCCUUUACCCAUGGGGUCAACCCGCAGCAGCCCUUGGAGUAGCUGCAAGGUCCCAUUGUAACAAUCCAGAAGACUGGAUAUUGCUCGAUGAGCCACGAAAGCUUCUUAUUGCCAUGGAGGAAUGGUAUUUUGAGCAAGAUGAACCAAAACGGAAAUCACUCGCCGAAAGUGCCUGGUAUUGGAUUGAGAUACAAGCAGCUGAACCUGGAAAAUGGAACCAGGCCUUCUCGGUGUGUGGUUGUGGGAAGGGAAAGAGAUGCCGAAUGAGCAGAGGGGAAAGUGAGAAGACCGAUUGA